Carya illinoinensis is the source of this 2007-nucleotide messenger RNA. RefSeq lists its product as uncharacterized. NCBI's taxonomy places the organism in Eukaryota, Viridiplantae, Streptophyta, Magnoliopsida, Fagales, Juglandaceae. The coding region runs from base 1 to 2007 and encodes 668 amino acids. The record is from RefSeq and is a predicted model, not a curated record. The transcript has a single exon.
AUGGACAAAAGUUGGAUGCAACUGACCGAUAGACUGUUGUCGACACAAUAUGCGGAAGGGGUCCAACAGUUUAUCUCUCAAGCACGAAACCACGCAGUUGGAACUAACUGCACUCGCUGUCCAUGUCGGGAUUGCUAUAAUAAUAUCUUCCUCCCUAUAGAAGAGGUGGAAACACACUUGUUCAUAAAUGGGAUUAAUCCAAAUUACCACCGUUGGAUAUUUCAUGGGGAGGAAGAAAUCUUGGAUGUCAGUGAUGAGGACCAAACUGGGCCAUAUAGUGAUGAAGAUGACUAUAUUGAUGACAUGAAGCAGAUGCUAGGUGACAUUAGGGAAGCCACGUUCAUGAAUACACAAUCAGACAAUGCCGGACCUAGCACCCAACCACCUAUGACUGAGGCAAACACUUCCUUCUCAUUCGACAAGCUAUUGGAUGAUGCCCGGCAGCCACUUUACCAGGGGUGUAAACAGUUUUCGAAGCUCUCAUUUAUUGUGAAGCUGUUGCACAUUAAAACUAUCGGGGGUUGGUCAAUAAAGUCAUUUGACCUUCUCUUGAAUUUGUUAAGGUCUGCAUUUCCCAAUGCUCUUUUGCCGAGAUCAUAUGAAGAGUCACGGUCACUUCAGUGGGGGUUGGGUUUCAAUUACCACAAAAUCCAUGCUUGUCCUAAUGAUUGUGUACUAUUUUGGAAGGAAAAUGCCGAUAAGGAUGAGUGUCCAAAAUGCAAGGCCCCUAGGUGGUUGGCCGAUGCACAAGGGAAUCGUCUAAUCCCUCAAAAGGUGUUGCGUCAUUUCCCUUUGAUGCCAAGGUUGCAACGCCUCUAUAUGUCUACUAAGAUAUCCGCUGAUAUGAGAUGGCAUAAAGAGCAACGAGCUACAAAUGAUUCCAUCAUGAGACAUCCUGCUGAUUCAGUUGUGUGGAACAUAUUCGACAAAGAUCAUAGUUGGUUUGCUGAAGAUGCUCGUAAUGUCAGGCUUGGUUUAGCAAGUGAUGGCUUCAAUCCUUUCAACAACCUUGCAAAACCUUAUAGCAUAUGGCCCGUUAUCCUCGUGCCAUAUAACUUGCCUCCGUGGUUGUGCAUGAAAGAGCAAUUCUUCAUCACGUCGCUCAUUAUUCCUAGGCCAAGAUCGCCAGGAAAUGAUAUUGAUGUAUACUUGCAGCCUUUGGUUGAUGAGUUGAAAGAGCUUUGGGAGAAUGGCGUGCAUACAUAUGAUGCCUACAAGAAGGAAACCUUCACUUUGCAUGCGGCUUUAAUCUGGACAAUAAAUGACUUCCCUGCAUAUGGAAAUCUGUCUGGAUGGUCAACUAAAGGAAAAUUGGCAUGUCCCGCUUGCAAUGCUAGUACAGAUUCCAAGUGGUUGAAAUUUGGCCGGAAGCACAGCUACAUGGGACAUCGUCGGUUUUUACCAACAAACCACCCGUGGCGGAAAAAAAAAGCUGCUUUUGAUGGUUGUGAGGAUCACCGGAUGCCUCCAAGUAUAUUGUCAGGUCCAGAUAUUGUAAGUCAACUCACUCUUCUUGGGGAUGUGGAAUUUGGCAAAUGCUUUAAGAAGAGGAAACGCACUGCUCAAGAGUUGAACUGGACUAAGCGAAGCAUAUUCUUCAGCUUACCAUAUUGGUCAACACUUAAGCUUCGACAUAAUCUAGACGUUAUGCAUAUUGAGAAGAACAUAUGCGACAGCAUACUUGGCACAGUAAUGAACAUUCCCGGAAAAAGUAAAGAUAAUAUAAACUCUCGCCGUGACUUGGCGACCUUGGGUAUAAGAAAGGAGUUGCAUUUGACGCAUCAAGGUGACCGGUGUUCGAUGCCACAUGCAUGUUUUACUCUAUAUGGCCAUGAGAGAAAAGCUUUUUGUGAGUGGUUGGCUGACGUUAAAUUUCCAGAUGGGUUUGCGGGAAAUAUUUCACGCUGUGUUGAUGUUGGUGAUUGCAAGAUUUCUGGGUUGAAAAGCCAUGACUGCCAUGUUUUCUUCCAAAGACUACUCCCUAUUGCAGUGGGGGGGGGUGUUUAA